GUGUGUAGUGGCCUUAACGAUAAGAGUUAAAAGCGAUCGAGUAGCCAAAAGGAAAGUACUCACGGUCUGAGUCGGGAUGUGAACCGGAGUCCGCCCGCUACACUCUGGGGAUCGUAUCACGCGUUAUAGCAUUAGCGAACUUCAUUCAAAUACAGGGACUAGUGUUCCUCAUACUGUUGUUCGCGAUAGUUUACGUUUUAGUACAGUUCUUUUAGUCUUCACUCACCGCGCAACCAUGGAGGAACUCGACAAAGAACAAAUUAACAUUCUCAAGAAAGCCUUCGAAGCUUUCGACCAUGAAAAGAAAGGAUGUAUAGGUACGGUGAUGGUCGGUACGAUCCUCGGUAUGUUGGGCCACACCAUCACAGAUGAUAUGCUCAAGGAGAUCAUCGAUGAAGUCGAUGUUGAUGGGUCUGGUGAGUUAGAAUUUGAAGAGUUCGUGACAUUGGCCUCCAGGUUCAUGGUAGAGGAAGAUGCUGAGGCCAUGCAGCAGGAACUCAAAGAAGCAUUCCGGUUAUAUGACAAAGAAGGUAACGGCUACAUCACCACCACAGUGCUGCGAGAGAUUUUGCGAGAACUCGACGAUAAAAUCAGUGCCGAAGAGCUGGACAUGAUGAUUGAGGAAAUUGACUCUGACGGUUCGGGAACUGUUGAUUUUGAUGAAUUCAUGGAAGUAAUGACUGGUGGUGAUGAUGAGAGAUAAGCUUUCAACAAUUAAUUUAGGCAAUAAUCGAUAUUUAUGUUACCAAUAUGAUUGCAUACCUCAAUUUGAGAUAAAUAAAUAUCUUUAACAACAUCA
Zerene cesonia (dogface butterfly) is the source of this 799-nucleotide messenger RNA. RefSeq names its product troponin C, isoallergen Bla g 6.0101 (gene TpnC41C). Bases 236 to 703 code for a protein of 155 amino acids. Lineage: Eukaryota; Metazoa; Arthropoda; Insecta; Lepidoptera; Pieridae. The transcript is spliced from 6 exons. The record is from RefSeq and is a predicted model, not a curated record. Gene Ontology annotation, molecular function: calcium ion binding; enzyme regulator activity.